Paralichthys olivaceus (Japanese flounder) is the source of this 3504-nucleotide messenger RNA. The record is from RefSeq and is a predicted model, not a curated record. NCBI's taxonomy places the organism in Eukaryota, Metazoa, Chordata, Actinopteri, Pleuronectiformes, Paralichthyidae.
CGAUGGGGGGGGGGGCUGCUGAAGUCCACGAGCUAACAUUUGAUGCAUGUGAGUCGAGGUUGUGACUGAACUUGAGGAAGAGUGCCACAGACGUGUGGGCGGAGCAGCUCGCUUCACAGCAGCAGUACAGUGAGCGGGGGUUUGUGCAGGAGGCAGCAGAUGCACCGUCCGGUCUAAGUCUGCUAAGAAGCCACUAGUCCAAUUAACCAGGAGCAGCAGGAGGAGGAGGAGGUGGGGGAGGAGGAGGAAAUCCAUGAAGCCUGGUACAGCAACUCGACGAUGGACAUGACUCCGGUGUGUGAUGAAGAGCAGCAGCCAUCAGGAAACAUCAGGAAGCAGCAGGAGGGUGAGCAGUGAGAUGCCGGUGCGCGCUUGAACCGUCCACACCGGAUUCCUCCCGCCUCUCCCCCUCUCUCUCUCUCGGGUCAAGCCUCGGUAAGCUCCCGGGGCAGGAGCCGCUGCUGCUUCGGGCCUGGACGCGCUCCUCUCCCCGCCGACUGCUGCGGAGUCCCCCCCCUCCCUCCACCCCCUCCCCGGACUCGCGGAGGUGGAUCUUCUCCUCCGACAUGGACUCGUUCACCGAUGUGCUGCUCGUCACCGCGAACGUGGGCUCGCUCUUCGACAAUUUGGGUGAAAUCCAAAGUGAAUGGUUACUAGAGCUGUAUAAGACCGUCCACAGCUACAAGCCUCAGUUCAUCGCCCUGCACUUCCAGGAGGUGGGAGGGAAGGACUACAUGGUGAACAUGGGCCAUGCAGAAAACUUCUUCAGGAGCAUUGAGUCCAACCAGGAAAUGAAAGACUACAACAGGGUGUGCAUCUAUGUGGACAACCGGUUCCAAGCAGAGGACAGCUUUACAGCUCUGGGCAGCAUGUACUUCAUCCACAAGACACUGAAAGACAUCUAUCAAUAUGACUUCAAUGUUAAGGAUUUUAAAGCGGUGUCAGGGCAGAGCAAGUACGUGGGCUCUCUGGACGGGGUCACCACAGUGGAGAAAGAAAAAUUCCCAAAGAAUUUCUGGCCUGAUUUCAAGUGGUCCAGAAAGGGCUUCAUGAGGACCCGCUGGAUCAUCCACAAUCAGUAUCAUCUGUCCACUGAGGCAGAGGCUCAGACAGUGAAGAAGGACAGCAGCAACGAAGUGGAGAAGAUCAUCUGGGAGGAAAAAGACAAUGACCACCAGGUGUUGCUCCAAAUUGAGGAGAAGCAGUUUGCCUACCUGCACCAGGCCUAUUUCAGGGAGGACAACGUCCCGUCGCUUCUGAAAUAUGACAAAGAAGUCGCGGCCUUUCAUGAUGUUAUUAGAGAAGAGGACAUCAAGUUUCCACCGAGCUACCCCUACAGUGAAGAGUACACUAAACCCACCCAGUACAUGAACACUCGCUGUCCUGCCUGGUGCGACCGUAUCCUCAUGUCACACACUGCCCAGGAAUUCAUCCACAGGAGGGAUGAUGGGGAGAAGGGCAUAGUUUACAACACACUGGGUCCUAAUGUCUGCAUGGGAGACCAUAAGCCCGUUUUCCUCUUCUUUUCAUUGAAGACAAAUGACCAUUGACUUGGAUCCUUCUCAAGGGUCCCAUUCUCUCAGCUACUCCACAGUAUCAGUACCCGAGGAGUAAUCAGCAUGAUGGUUACCCACUAAAACCGACCCGUCAGCUGGCCAGGGCUUGAUUCAGUCACUCCUGCGCCAUUGAACACACCACCCUCACACUGCCGGUGUCUCCGAGCUGCUCUCACUGUCACAUCCUGUCAACCAGAGCUUUAGCGACUCGGAGCACUGAUCUAUCUACAGCUGCUGUGAAUUUCUGAGGCAGUUUUUCAGAUUCUUCUCUUUCUCAGAAAUCCACCAACAUCAAAACCAAGUGACACUAAGGAUGAAGGAUUCCUACAGGUUUUCUUUUUUUAAUGGCACAAAACAUUGAUGUAAAGACUCAAGUGUGUGAGUCUGGACCAGGCCCUUUACAUGGAUGUGUACAUGUAAUAUAUUUAAAUAUUCCUAAAGGUGUGAUUAGGGUGAUUUUAGUUGUAUUUUUUUUAAAUGCCUUUUUUAACAGGCAGUGUCAGACAAACCACAGCCAAUACCACAAAUGUAGUCAUGUUAAUUGGCCCUAAAUAUUGUAAUAAGUUAUUAGUAAUUGAGUAAAUCAUCUCUGGCUGGUCAGUUUGAAAUUAGAGGUCAAAUUCAGCCAAUAAUAAUCCAGUAUUAUGAACUGCAGUGUCAGGAAUAAUAUGAAUAUCCUCAUGAACCGUAAAAAUUCAGUCACGAAAACUAAAAAUCAUGGGACCAACAAUUGGAAAUAAUAAGCACAACUGAGCACAUGAUGGAUGCUUUUAUUUUGUAUUUGUCACCAUUGUCAGUUCAGGUAUUUAUUGUGAUGUUGUUGUGAAUGUUAUUUACUGCAGCACCACUGGGAAAAACAGCAGAGGAAUGCUACUAGCUCCGUGUCCUGAUGAUGUCUUGACUCAGAUGUCCAAGAAAGAUAUAACCCAGAGAGGACAUGUUUUUCUUACACGGUGGAUUUAACUCCUGAUAACAUUCCUGAUCACACGAUAAAACUCAUUUUAGAAAAGUUCCUCAUAAAUGUUUCAGAGGUCAUUAAUGAUGACAUUAUUCAGUCAAAGCAACAAUGACCCAACUAAAGCAGUUUAGUUCAUUUUAACCCAGAACCAGAAUCUUUUUACCCUCUUGAUUUUACAAUGACGUCCCUUAUGUGCACCAACUGUACUUUCAUACUAAGUGCUUUAUUCCACAGCUACAAACUCCGCAGUCCUCACAUUGUGUGGUUUUACUGUUCUCACUGAGAGUUGGUUAAUGUUUCAGUUUGUCACAGAAAACUGCUUCACUCUGUUCUGGUUGGCAUCGACCGUAUUUCAUUGCCAAAAGAAUUAAACUGUACAGGCCUCAUGUGUGAAGAUUAGGUGAGGAUGUGCGAGUCACAAAUCCUCUUUAUAUACAGUUUAUAUAUAUAUAUAUAUAUAUUUAUAUAUAUAUACACACACACAACACAAAGGUUCGUAUUUCUUGGAUUUUUUGUCUUUUUUUGAUUCUUUCUUUCAUAGUAUCUUCAUACUUUAGCACCAGAGCUGUAGUAUAAUGUAUUUGUGAUGUGUGGAUUAUUGUUUUUUUUGUCUGGCCCUAAAACAGGUUAAAACAUGUUUGUGGUCAUUUGGUUUUUGUGUUUCGUGAAAGUUAUUUUGUCAUAAACAUCUUAGCAGUAAACCAGUACUCAGUGUAGAUUCUGAGAAAUCAGCUUUUUAAUGCAUAAAUUCAUAGAUAUUCACAUCAGGUUUGUUCCGUCAGUCACGAUUGAAAUGUCGCCAUAACAACAUCAAGGUCAGACUCGGUGAAUCAAGUCAGUUUGUGUAGAUUGAAUUUCAGUAAUAAAUGUAGCAGUUCAUUUAUGGUCCAGUAAUGGGAGUGGAGUUGGUUUUAAGGCCAGUAUUACCUUUAAAUGAACCCUGGUCCAACACUACAUCAUUACUUUUGUAAAUAAAAUAUUACCCUCAUA